CGCGCGCGCAAAGCUGUCUGGGUAAUGUAGUUUUGUGGCCUGACUUCACGACUCAAAGUUCCUGGAUACCGGAGCUCGUGUUUACCGCUAGAUUUCCGCAGCGACUGUGCGGUUCCCCCGGUUUCCUCCAGCGAAAGAGGUCCGGCGGUAAAAGCGGCUGGUCGCGCAGACAAAGGGAAACACAGGCGGACACGUGCGGGCCGCGGACACGGCGGAGAGUCUGGACAUCGCAGCGUAAACACGGCGCGGAGUCGCACUGCUGAACAUUUCACCUGGGAUUAGAACACUUUUAUGAGCCAUGUCUGACCAGAAGGACGGGAAGGGGGCAGCGAACGGGGACGCCGUGGACGCCAGACAGGCAGACGCACCAGAUGCUGGUAAGGCCGAGGCUGGAGCAGGUGAGCCCACGCAGGUGGAUGCGAAGGGUCACUCGUACAGCUUCAGAUACAGCCUGAACUACCCCUGCAUCGGCCACUGCAUCAUCAUCAACAACAAGAACUUCCACAGGAGUACCGGCAUGAACCAGCGUAACGGUACGGAUGUCGAUGCAGGAAACGCCAUGAAAACGUUUGGAAAGCUGGGCUACAAAGUGAAGGUGUUCAACGAUCAGACAGUCGCGCAGAUUACAAACGUUUUAAGUACAGUUGCCCGGGAGGAUCACAGCCGCUGUGCCUCGUUUGUGUGCAUGUUGUUGAGUCACGGAGAUGAGGGUGUGCUGUUCGGGACAGAUGGAGCAGUGCAGCUGAAAGACCUAACCAGCCUGUUCAGAGGAGACCGCUGCCCCUCACUAGUGGGCAAGCCCAAACUCUUCUUCAUACAGGCCUGCAGGGGCACUGACCUGGACGCGGGUAUUGAAAUGGACAGUAACUCGGAUGGUUCACCUGUGAAAAUCCCAGUGGAGGCUGAUUUCCUCUAUGCCUACUCUACAGCACCAGGUUACUACUCAUGGAGGAACACCAUGACUGGCUCUUGGUUCAUCCAGUCUCUCUGUGAGAUGAUCAACAAAUAUGGCAGAGAGCUGGAGAUCCUGCACAUCCUGACCAGGGUCAACCACAAGGUGGCGCUAGACUUCGAGUCCACCUCCAACUCACCAAUCUUCGACGCCAAGAAACAGAUUCCCUGCGUUGUGUCCAUGCUGACCAAAGAGAUGUACUUCACUUGCUGAGAGGCUGCAAGCCAAACCUAUUUUUGUAGGAAAUGGUUUCUGCAUGUGUGUUGUUACGGAUAAAGCCACAAUCAGGGAUUUCAGGACAACAAACAGGUAGCCACAUUAGCCACUGGACUUUCUCAUCACUGAAUGAAGGGAAAGAGAAAACGUUCAUGACAAUUAAAACACAAGAGCCAGUAGCCAACAGCGUCACAUAAAACACCGGGUCCUAGUAGGUUUGGUGUUUUUGAAUACCAAAAAUGUUAGGAAAGCCCUUCAAAAGCAUUUUGAAAAGCAUUUCAGUCUAAUUUGAUGCUUGAAUUUGUAAGGCAUUUUUAAAAAGCAUCAAAACACACCCCCAUUGCCAAUAAAGGGAAGUAGUUCCAGAUGUUACAGGCCGGAUGUGUUGAUCAGAAGAAAAAAAAAAACCUCAGCAUCUUAAUGAUGAUAAAAAUAAAUAAUACUCUUACCGUACUACAUAUUUAAAAAGGAUAUACUUUCAAGGGUUCUUUA
Messenger RNA from Pygocentrus nattereri (red-bellied piranha), 1660 nucleotides. It is a transcript of the gene casp3a, whose product is annotated as caspase 3, apoptosis-related cysteine peptidase a. NCBI's taxonomy places the organism in Eukaryota, Metazoa, Chordata, Actinopteri, Characiformes, Serrasalmidae. Gene Ontology annotation, cellular component: cytoplasm. The record is from RefSeq and is a predicted model, not a curated record. The transcript is spliced from 7 exons. Bases 299 to 1165 code for a protein of 288 amino acids. Gene Ontology annotation, biological process: proteolysis; apoptotic process; neuron differentiation.